AUGGCUCAAUACUUGUGGCCCAAAGAUGAUUUUGGCACUCGUUUCAGAGUCAGCUUGUCCAUUGCUCUCCUCGUAGGCGCAAAGGUUCUGAACGUCCAAGUACCCUUCUAUUUCAAGUCAAUUGUAGAUUCCAUGAACAUAGACUUUGCUGCAGUCGGUGGUACCGCUGUCACCGUUGCUGGCGCUACCAUAUUUGCCUACGGUGCUACUAGGAUAGGUGCUGCUGUCUUCCAAGAAGUUCGUAACGCAGUCUUUGCAAGCGUUGCACAAAAAGCCAUUCGCCGCGUUGCGGCUACUGUCUUCGAGCAUCUGCUAAAACUUGACCUGAAUUUCCAUCUAUCUAGACAGACUGGUGGUCUGACGAGAGCCAUUGAUCGAGGUACCAAAGGUAUAAGUUUCCUCCUGACCUCUAUGGUCUUCCACAUCAUCCCCACAGCCCUUGAGAUCUCGUUGGUCUGUGGUAUUCUUACAUGGCAGUAUGGCUUCAAAUUUGCUCUCAUCACAGCUGCUACUAUGGUCGGCUAUUCCGCUUUCACAAUCUUGACCACAUCGUGGAGAACCAAAUUCCGCAAGGCUGCUAACGCCGCUGACAACAAAGGUGCUACGGUCGCAGUGGACUCGUUGAUCAACUACGAGACCGUCAAGUACUUCAACAACGAGCGCUACGAGGUUGGGAGAUAUGACGCCGCGCUCAAGAACUAUCAGGAUGCAUCCAUCAAGGUUGCCACAUCACUGGCUUUCCUCAACAGUGGACAAAACCUGAUCUUUUCUAGCGCUCUAACUGCCAUGAUGUAUUACGGUGCAGAUGGUGUAGCCACUGGUCAACUGACUGUUGGUGAUCUUGUCAUGAUCAAUCAGCUUGUCUUCCAACUUUCGGUACCUCUAAACUUCCUUGGCUCAGUAUAUCGCGAACUCAGACAGAGUUUGCUGGAUAUGGAGACAUUGUUCAACCUUCAGAAGGUCAAUGUGGCUAUUAAGGAGCCCGAGAAUGCUAAGCCUCUGGUGCUUACGGGUGGAGGUAUCAAGUUCGAGAACGUCUCAUUUGGUUAUCGCCCUGACAGACCAAUUCUGCGCAACCUCAAUCUUGAGAUUCCUGCUGGCAAGAAGAUUGCCAUUGUCGGCCCUAGUGGAUGUGGUAAAUCUACCAUUCUUCGUCUGCUCUUCCGCUCCUACGACGUCCAGGGUGGUAGAAUCCUGAUUGACGGACAAGAUAUCCGCGACGUUCAGAUUGAGAGCCUUCGUAAGGCGAUUGGUGUUGUCCCUCAAGACACACCUCUGUUCAACGAUACCAUUGAGCAUAACCUGAAGUACGGUGAUCUCGAAGCCUCUCCUGAGAAGGUUGAAGCUGCUGCCAAACGUGCGAAGGUCCACGAUAUCAUCCAAAAGUUCCCCGACAAGUACGCCACUAUGGUCGGUGAGCGCGGUAUGAUGAUUUCGGGUGGUGAGAAGCAACGUCUUGCCAUUGCCCGUCUGCUAUUGAAGGACCCGCCAUUCCUAUUCUUUGACGAAGCAACCUCAGCUCUGGACACGCAUACAGAGCAAGCACUCCUUGGAAACAUUAACAGCAUUCUCAAGGAAAAGGCACGAACAAGUAUCUUCGUUGCCCACAGACUUCGCACUAUCUACGACUCGGAUGUUAUCAUCGUCCUGAAGGAUGGUGUUGUAGCCGAGCAAGGCACACACGAGCGUCUUGUUGAUAGCGGAGGGGUGUACUCUGAGCUAUGGAGUGCACAGGAGAUGCUUUUCAUCGACGAAGAACAGGAGAAGUCUGAAGAGAAGAAGAGGCAAGAUAGGAAGAAGGUGCAAGCCUCUUGA
This is a messenger RNA of Aureobasidium melanogenum CBS 110374, 1815 nucleotides long. RefSeq names its product P-loop containing nucleoside triphosphate hydrolase protein. Gene Ontology annotation, molecular function: ATP binding; ABC-type transporter activity; ATP hydrolysis activity. Bases 1 to 1815 code for a protein of 604 amino acids. The transcript is spliced from 5 exons. Gene Ontology annotation, biological process: intracellular iron ion homeostasis; transmembrane transport. Lineage: Eukaryota; Fungi; Ascomycota; Dothideomycetes; Dothideales; Saccotheciaceae. Gene Ontology annotation, cellular component: mitochondrial inner membrane. The record is from RefSeq and is a predicted model, not a curated record.